AUGCGUUGGUAUCAUGUGCUUCUUAUUCUGGUAUCUUCUUUUCAAACCAUCAGCAACGCUUUCUCAACGUCCCCGAUUACGACAGUGGCUUCACCUGCUCACUCGAUAUCUACCAGUUUUGCCGUUACUGAGACUGCCAGGAGGAGAUUAUUAAGAGUGGUAAACCGAGCUAACGCGGAGAGCAACUCGUUUAAGGACGUUGGUUACGGCGAAAACACGGGCGAUGUUAGUGGCUAUUCUGGAUACGAUAAGUCGAGCAUUAAAGAUCUUGAAGAGAGGGUCACUGGUACAGAAGCGUUUCAAAAACUCAAGUCUUCCAAGACAUUCAAGUCGUUCUCGCAGGGUGUGACGAAAGCCACCAACACGUUUAGCGUCAAGAUCUCGCCGGCGUUGCCCAUGAAGGCAAAGCUGCAAGUAUGGUCCAACAACGGGAAAUCGGUCUCGUUCGUCCGGAAAGAGCUAGGGAUGGACAAACUGGACGACGCACUAUUAAAACAAGCCAAGAAUUUCCAGUUCUACGACGACUACGUGACCUCUCAACUUCCCAUUUGGGCUAAAAAUGAGCUCACUCUCGACGAUAUUGUCUCUCAGUUGGGACUUCGAGGAUUGUCGGGAUCUGACCUUACGUCCAAUCCGAAUUUCAAGUACUAUGACCAAUACUUAGAACAUCAAGCGUUGGUGUGGGCUACGAAGGAUCUUGAUUUAGAUGAUGUCUUGGUACGAUUAGACCUGAAUAUCCUGCCAGCAGCAGAACGUUUAGGGGCUGUGAACUUCAAGUUCUACGAAGAGUUCGUUGCUGGUUUAAUGAGGUCGUGGAUGGAGAAAGGUACGCCUUUGGACGACGUUAUGGCCAAAUUAAAGCUGGACAAGCUGACAGGAGAAGAGCUUUUGAAGCAUCCGAACUACAGGUACUACAAAAACCAUGUGAAAAACUAUUUGAGAGUCUGGGCGUUCAACGGGGAGUCUUUGGAUGAUGUUGCGGUGUGGCUGGGGCUGGAAAAUAUGCAAGGCAAAUUGCUUGAAUCUCAGCCGAACUAUGCAUUUUUGAAAAAGUAUUGGGACAAGUCGACCAAGUACGAAGAGCAAGAAAUGUUAAAACGGCGCAUUACGUCGUUCCAAGUGUGGGACGAUCUUCAGGUAUUCCGAGUCAAGCAGAGUCGACGAAAAAAUUCUGAGACCUACAAGGCAUACAAGCACUAUGUUAACCUGAUUGAUGACUACAUCAUCCGUCUGAAAGAUAGAGGUUUCACUGAAGACGAACUUCCAAGAAUGACAAGUAAGAACGCCGCACCAGACGAGAUGAUGGAGAAGACAUAUAUUUGGACCCAAAUGCGAAGACCGGAGUGGUAUGUCAAGUUUUCGUUAGGGCUGGAUGGUUUGGGGGAGAAUGCACUGAAAGAAGCUGCAAACUUUCAGUACUACGAGUAUUAUCUACGCGCAAUGAAAGCAGUCAACCCCACUGUGCAAUAA
Phytophthora nicotianae INRA-310 is the source of this 1470-nucleotide messenger RNA. RefSeq lists its product as hypothetical. The coding region runs from base 1 to 1470 and encodes 489 amino acids. The record is from RefSeq and is a predicted model, not a curated record. The transcript has a single exon. Lineage: Eukaryota; Oomycota; Peronosporomycetes; Peronosporales; Peronosporaceae.